AUGGAGCAUUUACCAUCCAUCAACUCACGUGUGGAGACGCUUCGGCUGGUCUACGGCUCUGUUGUGCGUCUUUGCCUGCACUCGUUCGUGUACGGUGUCACUCGCGGUGUGUUUUCGGAGUAUGUGCUCCGCCGAAAAGGCUCCCUCGCGUGGUGGGGACGGCAGUCCGUGCCGUACGUGGCCUCGUUGGGCAUGGAGAUCGGCGUCUCUGUUCUCAUAUGCCCGGUGCGUUACUUCGCUGCCGUGUCGGCGCCGCGCUUUAUCCUCGACUACACCCUGACGGGGUGGUCGGAGCUGCUGCGUGUAUUGGACCGCUUUUCCCCAGGUAACUUCGCAGCGUACGCGCUGUACGCCUUCUCAUCCGACGCCGACUGGAACUUGGACUUUUUCAUCUGGCAGCUCCCGUCGGUGGUACUGACGGUCACAAAGCUUUGGUACCGUCGGCGCCUACUUGGCAGCGUGAACUGUCGCACAAAGCGUGUGCUCGGUAUGAUUCCGGUGCAGGUGUUUCUGCGGGCAUUCCUCUCUUCGUUCUCUUUGCUUAUUCCAGAGAGCGGCGGCGAAGUGCUGGUGUCGGUCGUGCUCUCUGUGUUGGAGAAUGCGGCGACCUCCUACCUUGCGAUGCACACAUGGCCGUUCAGCAACGUGACGGAUUCCCCGCAGUCAAGCACCUCAAACCAGUCCGAUAGCCGCGAGGCGGGGAGCGACGAUGUCCAUGCCAAGCCUGAGGAAACAUCGUAA
Messenger RNA from Trypanosoma grayi, 741 nucleotides. RefSeq lists its product as hypothetical. NCBI's taxonomy places the organism in Eukaryota, Euglenozoa, Kinetoplastea, Trypanosomatida, Trypanosomatidae. The record is from RefSeq and is a predicted model, not a curated record. The transcript has a single exon. Bases 1 to 741 code for a protein of 246 amino acids.